GCGGCGUCGGCCACGGGUGCCGGGGGGACACCGGCUGGGCUCGGCUCGGCUCGGUCUCCAGCGGCGUGGGCCGGGCAGCGGCCGGGCGGUGGCUCCGCGGUGCGGGCAGGGGGCGUCCGCGCGUCCGCGCGCUCAGUGGCAGCUGCCACCCCCGCUGCCUGCGCGCCGGGGUGCAGGCUUGGAGCCCCUAUGACAGCCAGCCUCUGGCAGUAACCGACCUUCCAUAGCUAAUGUGACAUACCCACUUCUUCCCCCACCCCGCCAGUGACUUUGGCCGGGAGUGGAGUGGUGGGCCAAGCCGGCUGGCCUCACCCAUCAAGGAUGCUGUCCCCAGCAGGCUCCAAGGGAAUGUGGCAGCCAUGCCUCGCCCUGCACCCUUAUGGGAGAUCCACCUUCCCGCCUGCACUGACCCACAUGGGACCCCUGGAAGACUGAUUGACUGAGCCGGCUUUGCAUCCCUCCGGUGGUAACAACACCACCCCUUUCCCCAAAGAUGUCGCUUGAGUGGCUGGUGUCCUGGAACUGGUCGCUGGAUGGCCUGAGGGAUUGCAUCGCCACAGGCAUCCAAUCAGUGCGGGACUGCGAUACCACGGCGGCAGUCACCGUGGCCUGCCUGCUGGUGCUGUUCGUGUGGUACUGCUACCACGUGGGCAGGGAGCAGCCACGGCCCUAUGCGUCGGUCAACUCCCUCAUGCAGGGCGCCGAGGUCAACGGGCUACAGAAUGGCUUCGUGUCCUGCCAGUCUCCGGAGUGCGUACGCUGCACCCACCACGAGGGGCUCAACCAGAAACUCUACCAUAACCUGCAGGAGUACGCCAAGCGGUACUCGUGGUCGGGCAUGGGCCGCAUCCACAAGGGCAUCCGCGAGCAGGGCCGCUACCUCAACAGUCGGCCCUCCAUCCAGAAGCCCGAGAUCUUCUUCCUGCCUGACCUCCCUACCACACCCUACUUCUCCCGGGAUGCUCAGAAGCAUGACGUGGAGCUGCUGGAACGCAACUUCCAGACCAUCCUGUGUGAGUUUGAGACCCUCUACAAGGCCUUCUCGAACUGCAGCCUCCCACAGGGCUGGAAAAUGAACAGCACCCCAAGCGGGGAAUGGUUCACCUUUUACCUGGUCAACCAGGGGGUGUGCGUGCCCCGGAACUGCAGGAAGUGCCCACGGACGUACCGCUUGCUUGGCAGCCUUCGGACCUGUAUUGGAAACAAUGUUUUUGGGAACGCGUGCAUCUCCGUACUGAGCCCUGGGACGGUGAUCACAGAGCACUAUGGGCCCACCAACAUCCGCAUCCGAUGCCACCUAGGUUUGAAAACCCCCAGUGGCUGUGAGCUGGUGGUAGGGGGCGAGCCGCAGUGCUGGGCAGAGGGACGCUGCCUUCUCUUCGAUGAUUCCUUCCUGCACACAGCGUUUCACGAAGGCUCAGCAGAGGACGGCCCCCGGGUGGUGUUCAUGGUGGAUCUGUGGCAUCCCAACGUGGCGGCGGCCGAGCGGCAGGCCCUCGAUUUCAUCUUUGCACCAGGACGAUGAGGACGUGUUACCCCCAUGCCAGAGUCGGCCAGAGGGGCCGAGGCGAGCGAGGCUGGG
Messenger RNA from Ochotona princeps (American pika), 1582 nucleotides. RefSeq names its product aspartate beta-hydroxylase domain containing 2 (gene ASPHD2). Lineage: Eukaryota; Metazoa; Chordata; Mammalia; Lagomorpha; Ochotonidae. The coding region runs from base 494 to 1525 and encodes 343 amino acids. The record is from RefSeq and is a predicted model, not a curated record. The transcript is spliced from 4 exons.